CGGAUCGGCGUGCGCCUGCGCACCGGAGGCCGGAGGAGUCUUACCCUAAUGUAAGAUGGUGGCCCGUCUGGCUGUGGAACCCACCGAAAGCUGAGAGUCUGUCUCUCAGCCGUAAAGGUCGGACUCGCUGAAGCAAUCAGGCCCGGUUCUGAAGAGUUUUUUCCCCGACACUCGUUCAGUGGUCUCUUGUGAGGACGCGGCAGCGCGUGGAGUCGGCUAAGGGAAAAGCGAGGCAAGGCAGGCGGGUCUUUGAAGUUCUACAGUUUAGUUCUCAGUGCUGAACUUCCUUCUCCCUUAAGUUAUUAUAAACUUUUGCUGCUGUUCAAUAAUCGUGAAGAUGUCUCGCAGUCCUGAUGCGAAGGAAGACCCUGUGGAAUGUCCUCUUUGCAUGGAGCCCUUGGAGAUAGAUGAUAUCAACUUUUUCCCUUGCACCUGUGGCUAUCAGAUUUGCCGAUUUUGUUGGCAUCGAAUUCGCACUGAUGAAAAUGGGCUUUGUCCUGCAUGUAGAAAGCCAUAUCCAGAAGACCCAGCAGUUUAUAAACCACUCUCCCAGGAAGAAUUGCAGAGGAUAAAGAAUGAGAAAAAACAGAAACAGAAUGAGAGAAAACAGAAAAUAUCAGAAAAUCGCAAACAUUUGGCUAGUGUACGUGUUGUACAAAAAAACCUCGUCUUUGUUGUAGGUCUGUCUCAGCGCCUAGCAGACCCUGAGGUUUUAAAACGACCAGAAUAUUUUGGGAAGUUUGGUAAAAUACAUAAAGUUGUCAUCAAUAAUAGCACAUCAUAUGCAGGCUCACAGGGUCCAAGUGCCAGUGCUUAUGUAACCUAUAUCCGGUCAGAAGAUGCUCUCAGAGCCAUACAGUGUGUCAACAAUGUGGUAGUAGAUGGCAGAACACUUAAGGCAUCUCUAGGUACAACAAAAUACUGCAGUUACUUCUUAAAGAAUAUGCAGUGUCCGAAGCCUGACUGCAUGUAUCUACAUGAAUUGGGGGAUGAGGCGGCCAGCUUCACAAAAGAGGAAAUGCAGGCGGGUAAACACCAAGAAUAUGAACAGAAACUACUUCAAGAAUUGUAUAAAUUAAACCCCAAUUUUCUUCAACUGUCCACGGGUUCAGUUGAUAAGAAUAAGAACAAAGUGACGCCACUGCAGAGCCCCAUUGACAAACCUUCAGAUUCUCUCAGUAUAGGGAAUGGUGAUAAUUCACAGCAGAUAUCUAACAGUGAUACGCCUUCACCACCACCUGGUUUAUCAAAAUCCAAUCCUGUCAUCCCCAUCAGUUCAUCCAAUCACAGUGCACGGUCUCCUUUUGAAGGGGCAGUAACUGAGUCACAGUCGUUAUUCUCAGAUAACUUUCGCCAUCCCAACCCGAUCCCAAGUGGGCUUCCUCCUUUCCCCAGCUCCCCACAGACGUCCAGUGACUGGCCUACAGCACCAGAGCCACAGAGUCUCUUCACAUCAGAAACAAUCCCGGUAUCGUCCUCCACAGACUGGCAAGCAGCAUUUGGCUUUGGUUCUUCUAAACAACCAGAGGAUGACUUGGGUUUUGAUCCCUUUGACGUCACUCGAAAAGCCUUAGCAGACCUGAUUGAAAAGGAACUGUCAGUCCAAGACCAGCCUUCCCUUUCGCCCACGUCUCUUCAGAACUCCUCUUCACACACUACAACUGCCAAAGGUCCGGGCUCUGGAUUCCUGCAUCCUGCUGCACCGACAAACGCCAACUCUCUCAAUAGUACCUUUUCAGUCUUGCCACAGAGGUUCCCUCAAUUUCAGCAGCACCGAGCAGUUUAUAAUUCAUUCAGUUUUCCAGGCCAGGCAGCCCGCUAUCCUUGGAUGGCCUUUCCACGCAAUAGCAUCAUGCACUUGAACCACACAGCAAACCCCACCUCAAAUAGUAAUUUCUUGGACUUGAAUCUCCCGCCACAGCACAACACAGGUCUGGGAGGGAUCCCUAUAGCAGGGGAAGAAGAGGUGAAGGUUUCGACCAUGCCACUGUCAGCCUCUUCCCAUUCAUUACAACAAGGACAGCAGCCUACAAGUCUCCACACUACUGUGGCCUGACAACAGAACUGAGAGGAGAGGAUUAGACUCUGGGGUGCUUGCAUGGGCAACCGGAUUUUUGCAUGAUUCCUUUCUGAUUUCGCAUUUAAUGUAUACACCCAAAAGAGCCAAUAUAAACGUUCCUCAUGCCUACAGCUAGUGUGUUACCUCAUAGUUGCUAAAGUAUUUCUUCUUUAGGCCUUUAACACUAUUUAUUAGCAUAAUAAUUUUGGCAUUGUUUCUCAUGAGUGAUACUAUUUUUAACUCACACAAAUAAACUUGUAGUACUAAUUAAGAUCCCAGAUGAGAUUAGCUAGAAUUGUUCUUAUUUUGGCUCUAUUAUUGAAAUUAUGCAAAGAUAAUGGUAGUUCCUUGUUUUCUGAUUUGUGAAAAAAAUGGUAAUAUCCUAAUAUACUCAUGAAAAAUUUGAAAAUUUAAGAAGAUAAUGUCUAUUGCAUUUCUUUGAAUACUUGAGAAGAAAGAAUACAUACAACACAAAACUGGUGGUGUCGCUUAAUGCUCAGAAGGAUGUUGUCAGCAUUUAUUUUUAGUUGUAUGGAUUUAUAUCCUAUAUGAAUGCAUUACGUGUUUAGAAACUGUUUUUGUUGUCUCUCAUUUGCACAUUUGCACUUUCUUUCUGAAUGGUUGUUAAUUAUAUACAGAAGGUUAAAAGAUAAUUAUUAUAGACUAAAUGCAAUAUCUCUUUUCUAAUGCACUGCCUAGUAUACCAGGAAAUGCCUCAGAAACAGAAUUUCAACUUACAGUUGAUUUAUCAGAAACUUGAAUUUGGGGUAAACAUUGUAUGUAAGAAGCAACCAUAGUAGUGUGACGUUUUUAUGGAACAACUGGUAGUUCUGUGAGAUACCUGUUUGAAACUUCGUUGUUUAAUAAUUGAAAUGUGAUAAUAAAGCUCUAUUACAAGUACCUGGCCAGAAUGAGACUAAGGUGGAGGAGAAGAGAUUGAGGAGCCUCUAAAAUUAGGCCAUGUGAGUUGUCCUAGGAAAUUUUAGUCUCAGAGUAUAGUGGCAUACUCUGUUAGGACAUAAUGUGAAGUGAUGUUUUCGGAUAAUACACACUUUUUUGACCUAGUUUGAAAGCUGACAAUGAAGGAAAAUAAACAAUUAAAUUCUGAGCGGUGAACAGAAACUGAUUCAGAAAACAUGACCGUAUUCUGCCUACAUGAAGCAUCUGGAAAGAAAGGGGAAAGUCCGCUCUCCUUUUUGACAUUUUCAGAAAACAGUUGUGAUAAAAGCUAUGCCUUUAUUUUUUGAAAAGUAUUAAAAGAGUAACAUGAAUACCAAAAAAGGAAGCCUAAGUAUUUAAAAUAAUAAUAAUUUUAAAACAUGUUAUUAGGAAGUGAUACUUAAUAUCAUGUUGGAGUUUUCAAGGGUACCUCUUCAUAUAAAGUCUGAUUAUUUUCUGUUAGGCAUAAUAAGCAAAUUAGAUGGUUUUGUCCUCAGGUAUAGCAGGUAAACUAAAAUCUGUUUUUAGUUAACCUUCGCUUUGGUUAACUGAGCGUGUAGGAACAGCUAACUAUCUAGCCAUUUAAAUUUUUUUUUUUUAAUUCUGCAUAAAUGACAAUCUGUAAUUUCUAUUCAGAAGUGAUGUUAGGGCAGCAUUACAAGAAAUAUAGAAAAUGUAAAUAAAAUAUUGUAGCCUUCUUAGAAGCCUUUUAUCAUGAGUUAAUCAUGGUUCCAUUUUGCUCUAAGAGGUCAAGACAUCCACUUACUGUCUCCUGUGAUGUCAAGGUUUCUAGGCUUUGUUAACAAACUUGGGCUUCCUGUAAUGAAACUUACUAGUACCUAGCUUUCUCCAGCCCUCAGUGCAAGCCUUUCAGUGCCUGGAUCUUCUUACAAAGACAAAUGGUUCGCUCCCAUUUACUUUUACUUCUCUGUGUUGAGAGAGAGAUAACACGUGUUAAACAAUGCUUCUUUCCUGUGGUCACUUUCUCUCUCCUUUCUCCUUCCUAGCCAGGUCCAAAAAAGUGUCAGGUGGUUUGUCUAGACUUGCUAGGACCCAGAACUCUCUCCAGUUUGCUUCUGUAUCCUCUACACUUUGACACCCACCAUACAUCAGGAAAAUGCUUCUUGGGCAUUUAGGCUUCAGCUUAACAUAUUUUCACAUUGAAUAGCUGAAGAUUAUCCUUUAACUUUGUGAUUUCAAGACCUUGUAAACCUAGAAUAAUAAGCCUCACCGUUUUGCUUAUUUAAUAUUCCAUAUAGUAUGUUUCUUUUUUUAAAUGAAGUCUUGAAAUCAAGUUGUAAUGAAUUCUGUUAAAGCACGAAGAAAUGACAACACAGGAGAAAGUACUGCUUGACAUAGCAAGUAAAUUGAUGAAACCAAAUAAAUGAUGGUAAAGAAUGAAAAAUUCUAAAAAGCUUCAGAUUAAUUUUUAUUAAAUUCCUGCAUAAUUGUUGUGUCAUGCACGAGGGAAGCUUUUUACGCUUUUACAUCCUAACUUUUAAAAAAUUACUAGUCUGUUUCUUAAUUCAGGAGUUUUUAAAGCCAGAGUUCAGAACCCUUUGGAUGUACUAGCAAAGUUAGAAAUUUGUAUGUAUGUACAGCUGUCCACUUUUUUCUGGAGGGAAAAUCCAUAGUUACAGAUUUAUAAAGGGUUUGGUGACACUUCCUCCCACCCCCCACCCACCCCCCCCCCCCCCGAAGAAAAGUUAAGAACUGCUAACUUGAAAUGGUUUUAGUGCCACUGCAAGAAAUAGAGACCUGGAGUGAAUGAUUUAAGUCAUGAUGAAUGUCAAGUGCCUCUUUUUAUUUUCUUAAAGAUUCCAUUAGAAAAUACUUUCUGAUUAAUACUUUUCCAUUUCAUUCUGCUGUUGCAUUUUGUUUUUCCAGGUGGUGCUUUUAUAUAUUCUCCUCUUAUUUCAACAGAGUAUUAAUCAAAUAUCUGAGUGCCUAUUCUGUGUAGUGACCUGAGUUAGGUCUUGAGGGAUACAAGGUUGAAUGAAGCACAGAUCCUAUCGUCAAGGAUAACAGUCUAGUGACAGUUUUAUUUCAAAUGGUUUCUAUAGGGUCCGCUCUUAAUAUAACAAUGAGAACAGCCAUAGCAGCCAAGACUCAUUUUAUUAUUCAUUGCUCUGACAGUGGCAACAAAGGGUAUUAAAUAUUGAUAGCUGAAAUUUUUAAAUAGACGAUAAUUUGGAAGGAGUGAAAAAAAUCUUACUAGGGAAGACAUACACUCGUGAUUCUAAUUUAAGUAUCUUAGUCGUAUAUGUAUGCUCAUGUCUCUAACUCUUAGUGUCCUGGGUGUUAAGUAGAGCUUUCUAUAUAUAUGUUCUUUUAAAGAAAACACUUGAAUGCAUUGUGGCUGUGCCCAUUUUUACUGGCAUGGCUCCUAUUUGUACUGUGUUCCAAGCACCUUCAGGAUUGCCAGAGCUCUCUUUUGCUGUGAUACAGGUCCAUAGGGAGCUACUCCCACAGAGGCAUUGCCUCAGAAAGCCAAGAAAAAGGAAUGAAUUGCAGGUGCAUAGAAAUCUUAAAAUGAAGACCACUCUGUUAUAUGUGCAUACAUUAAAAACUGGGGGAUGUUUUAUCUCGUUGAGUUACAAGGUUUUAAAUUUUUUUAUUUGAUCUUGAAGUUUCCCCAAAUUUGCUUAAUUGGCUUUAAGAGAUGGAUACCAUACAGUUGAAAGCACAAUAACUUUUUUGAACGAUUAUCUUAUCAAGAGGUGAUAGCCCAAAGCAAUGAUACCUGUGUCUUUUUCUAUAAAAUAUGGACCGAAACCAGUUAUCCAGUGUCAAGUCCUCUGCCCUUAGUGCUGUGUCUUGCUUCACUCAGCCUUUGUAUCUGAAUGAGUACCUACUACAUUGUCUCCUUGUGCUGAGUAAAUGGCAGUAAUAUAUGCAGGUAUUUACACAUGAAAUGUUUAGUGAACUAACCAAACACCAUGCUGAUACAAAAGGAGAAAUGGGAAUUAAAGAAGUUAAUGUAAGCUGGCUCAGGGAAAGCCUUCACUAAAAAAGUAUGGGGCUUUUUGAUUUUGAAGGAUGGCUGAAAUGUAGAUAAUGGAAGGGGGAAAUACAAUAAUGGGAACAGAUGAACAAAGAACCAGGGACAGAGAUUGGAGUGGUCCCUAGGGGUUAGGAGAGAAGGACAGUAGGGAGACAGACGGACUCGUCUGAAGUGUACAGGUCAUACGGAGAGGUGGAGUAAGUGCUCAGAGCCUUGAAAACGAGGAAGAAUAGUUAAUUCAGAUGUGGAUAUGGUCAAUAGUAGAGAACUAUAGGUUCUUUGGUAAAGAUGGAACUUGAUUGUAGCAUUUUAAGAAUAUUAAUUUGGUAAUGUGUUUGCUUGGAAUGAAGAAAAUGUUCUAGUAUGUUAUUGCUGGCCAGUGCAAAUAAGAUGGCCUGGAUUAGAACAGUAAUAGUAUAAGAAUGGAGAAGAAAUUAUGAAUUAGAAGCCAGAAAACAUGAAAUCUAAGAAAAGUCCUUCAGGU
Messenger RNA from Acinonyx jubatus (cheetah), 6486 nucleotides. RefSeq names its product CCR4-NOT transcription complex subunit 4 (gene CNOT4). Bases 338 to 2056 code for a protein of 572 amino acids. The record is from RefSeq and is a predicted model, not a curated record. Gene Ontology annotation, cellular component: CCR4-NOT complex. Lineage: Eukaryota; Metazoa; Chordata; Mammalia; Carnivora; Felidae. The transcript is spliced from 11 exons. Gene Ontology annotation, molecular function: metal ion binding; RNA binding; ubiquitin-protein transferase activity. Gene Ontology annotation, biological process: protein ubiquitination.